Molecule: messenger RNA, 807 nt
Organism: Funneliformis geosporum
Lineage: Eukaryota; Fungi; Glomeromycota; Glomeromycetes; Glomerales; Glomeraceae
Source: the annotation of a GenBank genome assembly
AUGGACAUUAUAACGGAAUCGUUAAUUCCUGAUGAUGUGCACCAAUUCCUAGUACAAUUCUUCUCACAAAAUAUUUCUGAUAACGAUUGGCAAAUUAAAGUUGAUGAUUUACGAUCCUCAGAGAAAAACAAUCUAAUUACUGCACUAGUACGAAUUUUACGUCGUACAUUACCACAGUUCGUGAAAGCGUUUUCACUUGGAGCUCAAAACCCUCUUCAAAGCAUUGCAACAAUCGAGCAAGCGCACCUUAACGCGUUUGUACAUCCAUGCCUAGAUAGUGCUUUAUGGAACGUAGCGAAAAUACAUUACGAGUAUGGCGAGAUUCCCUCGAAAAACCAUAUUAAUAAGGACCGUGCAGAUGGCGUUGGUCUUAUGACCAACGCUGAUAAAUUCCAAAUUGUAUAUGUGGAAGGCUCCAAGCCAGUUGCGAAGCAAGAUAAAGAAAUCGCUGACGCUGAAAAAAUUGCCCGCAAUCUGAAAAAUAUAUUUUCAAAAACUGUAAAAGAAGUAAUCAAAAAUCGUAGGCGUUUACCAAAGAGGCUGUUUAUAUUUGGCGCACAGAGUUUUCGACUACGUCUUCAUUUAUAUUAUCUUGAUUACUGUGGAAAUUUUCGACUAAAUGAGGUUGAUAACGCCAACUUACCACGGAAUUUUUCGGAGAUGCAAGACUUUGUAUAUUUCUACGAAUGUAUAUUGAAAUGGGCGUUGUUAGUUCAGGACGUAAUAAAAUCCUUUGACGAUGCAAGAUCCGAAAAGAGACCCUCCCGGUUCUCAUAUGCGAAUUCCCUUCUUCAACUAGAUGAAUGA